Molecule: messenger RNA, 735 nt
Organism: Hippopotamus amphibius kiboko
Lineage: Eukaryota; Metazoa; Chordata; Mammalia; Artiodactyla; Hippopotamidae
Gene: FGF23
Product: fibroblast growth factor 23
Exons: 3
Coding region: 1-735 (244 amino acids)
Biological process (GO): fibroblast growth factor receptor signaling pathway; animal organ morphogenesis; positive regulation of protein phosphorylation
Cellular component (GO): cytoplasm
Molecular function (GO): type 1 fibroblast growth factor receptor binding; growth factor activity
Source: RefSeq, a predicted model, not a curated record
AUGCUGGGGGCCCGCCUGGGGCUCUGGGUCUGCACCCUGGGCUGUGCGGUCCAAGCCUAUCCCAACACCUCACCGCUGUUGGGCUCCAGCUGGGGCGGCCUGAUCCACCUGUACACGGCCACAGCCAGGAACAGCUACCACCUGCAGAUCCACAGGGACGGCCACGUGGAUGGCUCACCCCAGCAGACCAUCUACAGUGCCCUGAUGAUCAGAUCAGAGGAUGCAGGCUUCGUGGUGAUAACAGGUGUGAUGAGCAGGAGGUAUCUCUGCAUGGACUUCAGAGGCAACAUUUUUGGAUCUCAUCACUUCAGCCCGGAGAGCUGCAGGUUCCGGCAGCGGACGCUGGAGAACGGCUACGACGUGUACCACUCCCCGGAGCACCGCUUCCUCGUCAGCCUGGGCCGGGCCAAGCGGGCCUUCCUGCCGGGCACCAACCCGCCCCCGUACGCGCAGUUCCUGUCGCGCAGGAACGAGAUCCCGCUGCCGCACUUCGCCACCGCGCGGCCCAGGCGCCACACGCGCAGUGCGCACGACGGCGGGGACCCGCUCAGCGUGCUCAAGCCACGCGCCCGCGCCACGCCCGCGCCCGCCUCCUGCUCCCACGAGCGGCCCAGCGCCGAGGACGGCGGCCCCGCAGCCAGCGACCCGCUCGGGGUGCUCCGCGGCCACCGACUGGACGCGCGCGCCGGGCUGGGGGCCGCCGAGCGCUGUCGGCCCUUCCCCAGCUUCGCUUAG